AUACUUCACACAAAAAGAAACAACCAUUCACUCCAUCUUCAUCCCUUGUCAUUUCUCCUCCACUUCCUCUCUCUCUCUAAAACUCAAUCUCAAAUUCCUCCUUACAACUACUCCUACUACUAUUACCUUCUUUUGAUCAACACAACAAACUCCAAAAUCCCAAAUUUUAUCUUCUCUCCUUCAACCUUAAAAUCUUAGCUUCUUGAUAAUCACUUUUUCCUUAACCUAUUUACAAACACUACGAGAAACACCACCACCAACAACAUAAAGAGCUAGCUAGGGCAAACAAAGAGAAGAGUUAUAUAUAGAUGGAGCUAUUCCCAGCACAACCAGACUUAUCUUUACAAAUCAGUCCACCAAAUAGCAAAGCAUCAUCAACAGCUUGGAAGUCUAGUAUGGUCACUAAUAAUACUAAUAGUACUACUAAUCAAGAUGAGAUGGAUUUACUCUUCUGGAAAAGAGCUUUGGAGUCAAGAAACUCAAAAUCUGAUAAUAACAGCAAUAAUUCUUCUUCUCUUUUUGAACUUUCCUUAUCCAAUAUUCCAAAUAAACCUUCUCCUCCUCAUCAACUUAUUAACACUACUUCCCAUUUCCAUCCCACCAUCCAAAACACUCACACCAAUUUCAUCCACCAAUCUUUACAACAAAAUCAAGAACUUAGUUUCUUAAGACCCAUAAGAGGAAUUCCAGUGUACCAUCAAAACCCUCCUCCUCUUCCUUCUCCUUCUAUUCCCGUUUCUCAUCAUAACUACCCAAUAUUUGCUCACCAAACUUUUGACAAUACUAGUACUACUGCAGCUACAUUACCUAUACAUUCUUCUGGUUGUUGUAUUAGUAGUUUUAAUAACAAUAUUAGUAACAAAACUAUCUCUAAUUCCUCACCAAUUAUUCCUUUUCAUCAAUCCCAUCAUCAAGCUGGCCUAAUGCGAUCGAGAUUUUUGUCAAGGUUUCCAGCCAAACGUACCAUGAGAGCUCCACGGAUGCGCUGGACUAGUAGUCUUCAUGCCAGAUUUGUUCAUGCUGUCGAGCUCUUGGGUGGCCAUGAAAGAGCAACGCCCAAGUCGGUUCUUGAGCUAAUGGAUGUGAAAGAUCUCACUUUGGCACAUGUUAAAUCCCAUUUACAGAUGUAUCGCACGGUCAAGACUACCGACAGAGCAGCAGUUCCCGCUUCUUCAGGCCAAUCGGAGGUAUUCGAUAAUGGGUCUUCUGGGGAUAAUUCAGAGGAUUUAAUGCCUGACAUGGAAAAUUCAAGAAAGUCUGCUGAUUUAUUAUCUGACCAACAUGCUGGCAGAAAUAAUAUGCAUCUUCAAGAGAAAGAUUAUCAUGGUCUUUGGAGCAACUCUUCAAGCAGGGAAAGUUGGCAGCUGCAUGGCAAACAUGGUGACUACCCUGGGAACAUGGCAUCUCUUGAGAGAACAGAGAAAAAUCAGCAUAAAGACAUGGAAGCAAAUGCAAAAUGCUUAAGCUAUGACAGAAUAUCAGGAGAAGUGAGCUCAUCAAGCAUAACAGAGACAAGUCCAAAGAAGCCUAAUCUUGAAUUUACUUUGGGAAGGCCUUCAGAGUAAAAAAAAUAAAUAAGAAAAGAAAUAUUUUGCAUGGAGCAGACAAGUUAGUAGUACUCAUUUUGAAAUCAUUAUAAUUUCUGACAAGGCCAAGCUAAAGAAAAAAAGUAGUAGUCUACAAGGGAAGAGAAUCAGGUACCCACAAAAAGAGAGAGAAAAGAAAAAGAGAGCUAAAGAAAGACAAGGAGACAAAAAAGACAGGAACAAGGCAAAAGGAGAAGGGCAAAAUCUGUGACUCCUCUACAUCAAACAAUAUCUUAUUUUAUUCCUUUCUAGUCUAGAGAGAAAGAGAGAAGAAUAUGAAAUCUAAUUGAUUUUGUGUAUUAUUAGAGUAGUCAUUGGAGGGAGAAAGAGGAAAGAACCCUUUUUUUCCACCCUCUUUUUGUAACUUUUAGUAUCUAGGAAGUGAUCUUUUUCAUCCUUGGUAAUUGUAUGACUCACUUUAUUUAUGUUAAAGAAAAGAAAUGGAGUAGUAGUAUAUAUUUACUGGAAAAA
This is a messenger RNA of Capsicum annuum, 2057 nucleotides long. Its product is annotated as probable transcription factor KAN2. Gene Ontology annotation, molecular function: transcription cis-regulatory region binding. The coding region runs from base 309 to 1565 and encodes 418 amino acids. Gene Ontology annotation, cellular component: nucleus. The transcript is spliced from 6 exons. The record is from RefSeq and is a predicted model, not a curated record. NCBI's taxonomy places the organism in Eukaryota, Viridiplantae, Streptophyta, Magnoliopsida, Solanales, Solanaceae. Gene Ontology annotation, biological process: regulation of DNA-templated transcription; abaxial cell fate specification.